Molecule: messenger RNA, 1828 nt
Organism: Rhagoletis pomonella (apple maggot)
Lineage: Eukaryota; Metazoa; Arthropoda; Insecta; Diptera; Tephritidae
Exons: 4
Coding region: 107-1111 (334 amino acids)
Source: RefSeq, a predicted model, not a curated record
CGAAAAGUGGCCGAAAGUAGCACACAAUGAGCACAAUAAUACGAACAAAUUUUUUCUUCAUUUUUUCAUUUUAGCGCCGCUAACUUGAUUGAGCUUAGAUUUUAAUAUGGUAACCCAAACACCUCUUGAUAGUAUGCACCUUUUUGAUCUAGGUGUUAUUAAAAAAAUGCUUGUUCGAAUACUACAAAACAAGACGGAAGAAAAAACUCCAAAGAUCAACAUUUUGAAAAUAUCUCCAGGACUUUUAAAUUUAAGAAAACAUUUUCCAAAAGAGUUUCCAAGAAAGCCCAGGUCUUUGGACGAAAUACACCAUUGGAAAGCGACUGAAUUCCACCAAUUUCUUGCUUACACAGGUCCCAUUGUGCUUUUUAACAAGGUACAUGAAAAUAUUUAUUAUGAAUUUUUACUAUUGCACUGUGCUUAUAUACUACUAAGCAAUCCGCGGCAUGUAAACAAAUAUAUAACAGAAGCUAACGAUAUGAUUCAACUGUUUGUAGAAAAUUUCCCUAUUGUAUUUGGUGAAAAUAGCGUUUCUUUCAACAUUCAUAGUCUACUGCAUGUGACUUCUUGUACACAAAUUUAUGGUACCCUUUCAUCGUUUUCGGCUUACGAUUUCGAAAACAAACUCCAAAUUUUGAAAAGUCAUGUCCGGAAACCAUCUUCGAUUCUUCAACAAAUUGUUCGAAGGAAAAAGCAAAAAUUAUAUGUAGCACCCAUGGAAAAGAAAUUUAAGUUCGAAGGAGGCAUACUAGUAGGAGCUUUUGUGAAUGAUUGCUUCAUAUCUUGCAACGAACAUAAUAACAUAUGUUCUGUGGUAUCAGAUAUCCCUGUAAAAAUCGAAAAAAUCAUAAAAGAAGACGAAAUUUAUGUUAAAGCAAGACGCUUAUUGCUUUUCACGAGUUUUUUUGAACAACCCGUAAAUUCCUGCGAAUUGGGUAUAUUCAAAACAAAUUUAGCUUUAGGAGAAGUAGAAAAAUUCGCAAUUAAAGAUAUUGAAUACAAGUUUGUGUGCUUACCUUUUGAGUCUGAUUUUAUAAUUAUGCCAAUUUUACACAGCUGCCUUCCAGAAAAAUGUCGAACGAGCGGGCUCAAUGUUCAAAAGGAAAACUAAAAUAUUUCGCUACUACAAAUUGUCCUGGCUGUCGUGAAAUUUCAAAAAAGCUUGAAGUAUAUAAAGAUACCGUUGAAAAGCAACAGAACACUAUCAUCGAGAUAUUGGCGGAGCACAAAGUGUUGUUGGACCGUCUUCUUUCCCAAAAUGUUGCAGUGGAAAACAUUAUGAGCAUUUUUCCUAUAAACUCAGAUGAAAAAUUAAAGGAAUUUGGACAAAAUUUUAGCUACAAAUGCGGAUCCUUAUAAGCGACAAAUGCAACAUCUUAUUGCUGGCAAUGCAGAGCGAAACUUACAUCAAAUAUUUGGCCAAAAUAUAAUAAUGAGCUAUAAUGUUGACGGAAUCAGCGGAAAGAAACGACUACGGGAUUUAUGCAAUGUAUUUUCCGUAAUUAUAGAUGUCAUAUCGACCUUCAGCAAAUCAUCAGACACAACUUUGAGAGGAACUUUCCAACGCCAAAAGAAAAAAUUCUUCAAGCAAACAACCCGCAUUAAAACCCAAAAAAAUAAGGAGAACCGAAAUGAUGAAGAAAAUGAGACUGAGAAAUACGAGGAAAUCGAAUUUAUUGAAGAAAUUGAUGAGACUUAAUAUAUAAAAACUACAAAUACUAUUUUUUAGAUUGUAAGAAAGGUUUAGCUAGCCUUGAAGAAAUAUGCCAAAAACCAAGUACCUUUUUUAUUAAAAAUAACUAUCUACAAGACAUCUUUAUCAACAAUA